Messenger RNA from Acanthochromis polyacanthus (spiny chromis), 2968 nucleotides. RefSeq names its product cytochrome c oxidase subunit 3-like. Lineage: Eukaryota; Metazoa; Chordata; Actinopteri; Pomacentridae. Bases 950 to 1963 code for a protein of 337 amino acids. The transcript has 2 exons. The record is from RefSeq and is a predicted model, not a curated record.
CAGCUAACCUAAACUAACUGUUUACCAUGUUAUAUUUGUUGUUUACUGUUUACCAGGUUAUGUUUGUUGUUUACUGUUUAUCAGUAUAUAUUUGUUGUUUACUGUUUACCACAUGUUUGUUGUUUACAGUUUACCAGGUUAUGUUUGUUGUUUACUGUUUAUCAGUUUAUAUUUGCUGUUUACUGUUUACCAUGUUAUGUUUGUUGUUUACUGUUUAUCAGUUUAUAUUUGUUGUUUACUGUUUACCACAUUAUGUUUGUUGUUUACUGUUUACCAUGUUAUUUUUAUUGUUUACUGUUUACCAGGUUAUGUUAGUUGUUUAUUGUUUACCACAUUAUGUUUGUUGUUUACUGUUUACCAAAUUAUGUGUGUUGUUUACUGUUUACCAUGUUAUUUUUAUUGUUUACUGUUUACCAUGUUAUUUUUAUUGUUUACUGUUUACCAGGUUAUGUUAGUUGUUUAUUGUUUACCAAAUUAUGUUUGUUGUUUACUGUUUAUCAUGUUAUAUUUGUUGUUUACUGUUUACCAGGUUAUGUUAGUUGUUUAUUGUUUACCAAAUUAUGUUUGUUGUUUACUGUUUAUCAUGUUAUAUUUGUUGUUUACUGUUUACCAGGUUAUGUUUGUUGUUUACUGUUUACCAUGUUAUGUUUGUUGUUUACUGUUUAUCAGUUUAUAUUUGUUGUUUACUGUUUACCAUGUUAUGUUUGUUGUUUACUGUUUACCAGGUUAUGUUUGUUGUUUACUGUUUACCACAUUAUGUUUGUUUACUGUUUACCAGGUUAUGUUUGUUGUUUAUUGUUUACCACAUUAUGUUUAUUGUUUACUGUUUACCACAUUAUGUUUGUUGUUUACUGUUUACCAGGUUAUGUUUGUUGUUUACUGUUUACCAUGUUAUUUUUAUUGUUUACUGUUUACCACAUUAGGUUAAUUGUUUAUUGUUUACCACAUUAUGUUGGUUGUUUACUGUUUACCAGGUUAUGUUUUCUGUUUACUGUUUACCAUGUUAUUUUUAUUGUUUACCGUUUACCAGGUUAUGAUUGUUGUUUAUUGUUUACCAGGUUAUAUUUGUUGUUUAUUGUUUACCACAUUAUGUUUGUUGUUUACUGUUUACCAUGUUAUUUUUAUUGUUUACUGUUUACCAGGUUAUGUUAGUUGUUUAUUGUUUGCCACAUUAUGUUUGUUGUUUACUGUUUACCAGGUUAUGUUUUCUGUUUACUGUUUACCAUGUUAUUUUUUAUUGUUUACUGUUUACCAAGUUAUGUUUGUUGUUUACUGUUUACCAUGUUAUUUUUUAUUGUUUACUGUUUACCAGGUUAUGUUAGUUGUUUAUUGUUUACCAAAUUAUGUUUGUUGUUUACUGUUUACCAUGUUGUGUUUGUUGUUUACUGUUUACCAGGUUAUAUUUGUUGUUUACUGUUUACCAGGUUAUGUUUGUUGUUUACUGUUUACCAUGUUAUGUUUGUUGUUUACUGUUUAUCAGUUUAUAUUUGUUGUUUACUGUUUACCAUGUUAUGUUUGUUGUUUACUGUUUACCAUGUUAUUUUCAUUGUUUACUGUUUACCAGGUUAUGUUAGUUGUUUAUUGUUUACCAAAUUAUGUUUGUUGUUUACUGUUUACCAUGUUAUGUUUGUUGUUUACUGUUUACCAGGUUAUAUUUGUUGUUUACUGUUUACCAGGUUAUGUUUGUUGUGUACUGUUUACCAUGUUAUGUUUGUUGUUUACUGUUUAUCAGUUUAUAUUUGUUGUUUACUGUUUACCAUGUUAUGUUUGUUGUUUACUGUUUAUCAGUUUAUAUUUGUUGUUUACUGUUUACCACAUUAUGUUUGUUUACUGUUUACCAGGUUAUAUUUGUUGCUUACUGUUUGCCACAUUAUGUUUGUUGUUUACUGUUUACCAGGUUAUAUUUGUUGUUUACUGUUUACCAUGUUAUUUUUAUUGUUUACUGUUUACCACAUUAGGUUAAUUGUUUAUUGUUUACCACAUUAUGUUGGUUGUUUACUGUUUACCAGGUUAUGUUUUCUGUUUACUGUUUACCAUGUUAUUUUUAUUGUUUACCGUUUACCAGGUUAUGAUUGUUGUUUACUGUUUACCAGGUUAUAUUUGUUGUUUAUUGUUUACCAGGUUAUAUUUGUUGUUUAUUGUUUACCACAUUAUGUUUGUUGUUUACUGUUUACCAUGUUAUUUUUAUUGUUUACUGUUUACCAGGUUAUGUUAGUUGUUUAUUGUUUGCCACAUUAUGUUUGUUGUUUACUGUUUACCAGGUUAUGUUUUCUGUUUACUGUUUACCAUGUUAUUUUUAUUGUUUACUGUUUACCAAGUUAUGUUAGUUGUUUAUUGUUUACCAAAUUAUGUUUGUUGUUUACUGUUUACCAUGUUGUGUUUGUUGUUUACUGUUUACCAUGUUAUAUUUGUUGUUUACUGUUUACCAGGUUAUGUUUGUUGUUUACUGUUUACCAUGUUAUGUUUGUUGUUUACUGUUUACCAGGUUAUAUUUGUUGCUUACUGUUUGCCACAUUAUGUUUGUUGUUUACUGUUUAGCAGGUUAUAUUUGUUGUUUACUGUUUACCACAUUAUGUUUGUUUACUGUUUACCAGGUUAUAUUUGUUGCUUACUGUUUGCCACAUUAUGUUUGUUGUUUACUGUUUACCAGGUUAUAUUUGUUGUUUACUGUUUACCAGGUUAUGUUUGUUGUUUACUGUUUACCAUGUUAUGUGUGUUGUUUACUGUUUACCAGUUUACAGGAUCUUGUUUACUGUUUGUUGUUGCUUUUUAAUCUCAGAUGGAAGACACAUUUACAGAGAGUAUUGACAGUAGUACUGGCAGUAGUACUAACAGUAGUAGUGGGAACAGGACAGAGAACUGUACUUUGGUUCAUCUUUAAGGAAGUAAUUUCAAAAUAAGAUUUUAAAAACAGAAAAUUAUGUUUAACUCUAACAGCAGAAAUCUGAGUUUCUGAUGUGUCACAGAG